UAGGAGUAUAUAAGAUGCUGCGUGCGCUUCUUGUGACCAUAUCCACGUUCCUCUUGCAGCUAGCUGAGCUCAGUACGUACCCUGCAUAUAUCCUGCACUUGUCUAGAGCUUGUUGUGAUCUUGAUUCCUUGGCUUGUCUUGCGCCAUGGGUUUCGUGUACCGAAUCGCGAGCCCGUCCGAGUACCUGGCCAUCACCGGGUACGGCGUGGACGACGUGAAGCUGGCAAAGAAGGCGUGGAUCGCGCCGGGGCAGCGGUGCGCGCGCUUCGACAUCUCCCCUGUGAACUACACGUUCGAGGUGCAGGCCAUGAGCGCCGAGAAGCUCCCCUUCGUGCUCCCCGCCGUCUUCACCAUCGGCCCCCGCGCGGACGACGUCGAGUGCCUGCUCCGCUACGCCAAGCUCAUCUCCCCGCACGACAAGCUCUCCCACCACGUCAACGAGCUGGUCAAGGGCGUGAUCGAGGGCGAGACCCGCGUGCUGGCGGCCUCCAUGACCAUGGAGCAGAUCUUCCACGGCGCCAAGUCCUUCAAGCAGGCCGUGUUCGAGAGCGUGCAGCUGGAGCUGGACCAGUUCGGCCUCAUCAUCUACAACGCCAACGUGAAGCAGCUGGUGGACGUGCCGGGGCACGAGUACUUCUCCUACCUCGGCCAGAAGACGCAGCAGGAGGCCGUCAACCAGGCCAAGGUGGACGUGGCCGAGGCGCGCAUGAAGGGGGAGGUCGGCGCCAAGGAGCGCGAGGGGAUGACGCGACAGAACGCCGCCAAGGUCGACGCCGAGACCAAGGUGUACACCGUCAAGCGCCAGGGUGACGGCUCCAAGGAGGAGGCCAGGGUGACGGCGGAGGUGAGGGUGUUCAGGAACCAGAGGGACGCCGAGGUGGCGCAGGCCGACGCCGAGCUGGCCAUGAAGAAGGCCGGCUGGGAGCGCCAGGCGCGGACGGCCGAGGUGGAGGCGGCCAAGGCCGUCGCCAUACGCGACGCGCAGCUGCAGGUGGAGGUGGAGCGCACCAACGCCGCCAGGCAGACGGAGAAGCUCAAGGCCGAGCACCUCAGCAAGGCCGUCGUGGACUACGAGAUGAAGGUGCAGCAGGCCAACUGGGAGCUCUACAACCGCCAGAAGGCGGCGGAGGCGCUGCUGUUCGAGCAGGAGAGGCAGGCCGAGGCGCGCCGCGCCACGGCCGACGCCGACUUCUUCGCGCGGCAGCGGGAGGCCGAGGCCGAGCUCUACGCCAAGCGUAAGGAGGCAGAGGGGCUGGCGGCCAUGGGAGAGGCCCAGAGCGUCUACCUCUCCUCCAUGCUCGGCGCGCUCGGCGGCAGCUACGGCGCGCUCCGCGACUACCUCAUGAUCACCUCGGGCGUGUAUCAGGAGAUGGCACGCAUCAACGCCGACGCGAUCAAGGGACUCGAGCCCAAGAUCAGCGUGUGGAGCAACGGCGGCUCUGCUUCGUCCGAGGGUGGUGACGGCGCGAUGAAGGAGAUGGCCGGGGUCUACAAGAUGCUGCCGCCGCUCCUCACGACGGUGCACGAACAGACUGGGAUGCUACCGCCGGCGUGGAUGGGCACUCUCAAGGGCGGCACCUCCACGUCCAGCUGAGCUUGUCACCAAGCUUUUAAAUUAAAUAAGUACAUGCAGUCCUGGUGCACCGUAUAUAUACAUGCCACUGUGAUUGUGAAUGCGUGUGAGACAAGUCAAUAUAAGUGUUUUAUUUACUAAAUAAAAAAGACUAAGGACAAUGCAUAUCAA
Messenger RNA from Hordeum vulgare subsp. vulgare (domesticated barley), 1744 nucleotides. RefSeq names its product flotillin-like protein 1. Gene Ontology annotation, biological process: protein localization to plasma membrane. The transcript has a single exon. The coding region runs from base 146 to 1594 and encodes 482 amino acids. Gene Ontology annotation, cellular component: plasma membrane raft; plasma membrane. The record is from RefSeq and is a predicted model, not a curated record. Lineage: Eukaryota; Viridiplantae; Streptophyta; Magnoliopsida; Poales; Poaceae.